UUUGGCUCGAACCGGAAGUCUGCAGCGCCGCCAGUUUCUCUGGAUGGAAUGGGGCUAGCGUGAAACUAGCACAGAGCUUUGAAUUGAUUUGAACUUUUAGCAAAAUAUAAACGCAACCUGUCGCAGAGUUAAAUAAAGAUCGCGGUGAAAUGAAACGUGAUGUCCGGAUACUGCUGCUGGGGGAACCCAAAGUGGGUAAAACCUCUCUGAUCAUGUCUCUGGUUGGAGAGGAGUUUCCCGAGCAGGUUCCCCUCCGUGCAGAAGAGAUCACCAUACCUGCCGAUGUCACACCUGAGAAAGUACCCACACACAUAGUCGAUUAUUCAGAAACCGAGCAGUCUGAUGAAGUGUUGAGGGAAGAGAUCGUAAAGGCCAACGUUGUUUGUGUGGUUUAUGAUGUCACGCAAGAUGAAACCAUUGACAAGAUCAGGACCAAAUGGAUUCCGCUGGUUAAUGGAGGUGCAGAAAAAGGCAUCAAGAUUCCCAUCAUCCUCGUGGGCAACAAGUCUGACAUGCGUUCUGGAAGCUCAAUGGAAGCCAUUCUGCCCAUCAUGAACCAGUUUUCAGAGAUUGAGACCUGUGUAGAGUGCUCGGCUAAAAAUCUGAAGAAUAUUUCUGAGCUUUUCUAUUACGCCCAGAAGGCCGUUUUACACCCGACUGCUCCUCUGUACGACCCUGAGGACAAACAGCUAAAGCCACAGUGCGUCCGAGCUCUCAGUCGGAUCUUCAGUAUCUCGGAUCAGGACAACGAUCACAUACUCAGUGACGCUGAACUCAACUGUUUCCAGAAACUGUGUUUUGGGAAUCCACUGGCUCCUCAGGCCCUAGAGGACGUAAAAACUGUUGUGUGGAAAAACACCAGCGAUGGAGUUCAGGACAAUGGACUCACACUUAAUGGGUUCCUGUUCUUGAACACGCUGUUUAUACAGAGAGGACGUCAUGAGACCACCUGGACCAUCCUGCGUAAAUUUGGUUAUGAUGACACACUGGACCUGACCGAUGAUUACCUGUAUCCACCGUUACGAGUUCCUGUCGGUUGUACGACAGAGUUGAAUCAUUUGGGUCAACAGUUCCUGCAGAAGCUCUUUGAUAAAUAUGAUGAGGAUAAAGAUUUAGCUCUCUCUCCGGCUGAACUGAAGAAUCUGUUUGGUGUUUUACCCUACAUGCCCUGGGGUCCGGCGGUGUACAGUAAUGUCCCUAUAACAGAGGAAAGCUACAUCUCCCAACACGGCUACUUCUGCCAGUGGAUGUUAUCAGCGUACCUUGACGUCCAUCGAUGUCUGGAGCAUCUUGGCUAUCUUGGCUACCCGAUUCUGAUGGAGCGAGAAUCUCAGACCUCCGCCGUCACCGUGACGAGAGAAAAGGAGAUAGAUCUGGAUAAAAGACAGACCCAACGAAACGUGUUCCUCUGUAAAGUGAUCGGUCCUCGCGGAACAGGAAAGACAGACUUCCUACAGGCUUUCCUCAAGCGAAACGUUGUGAGAAAGGAACGCAACCCUGGUCCUCCCUCGGUUUACGCCAUCAACACUGUCUCUGUAUCCAAUCAGGAGAAAUAUCUUAUUUUGGAAGAGGUGGAUGUGGAAACUGAGUUUUUAAAAGCAGCAGAUGCUGCAUGUGACGUAGCGUGUCUGAUGUAUGACGUCAGCGACCCAGACUCAUUCAACUACUGUGCUAGUAUAUAUAAGCAGCACUAUAUGGACAGCGGGAUCCCGUGUGUGGUGGUCGGCUCUAAAGCGGAUCUUGUAGAAGUGAAACAGCAUCAUGGCAUGAGCCCAUCUGAAUUCUGUUACAAACAUCGCCUGCCUUCAUCUCUUCGCUUCUCUGCGCUGCUCCCAAACGCACACACGAACAUCUACAGCAAACUCGCCUGGGCUGCCAUGUACCCACACCUGAAUGGAUCAGACAUGAACAGCACUUCCUUCUGGCUCCGUGUGACUUUGGGUACCACGAUAGCAGCCAUGUUGGGAUUCGCCGUCUACAGAGCCUUCAGUCGACACAAAUAAUGACACGCAUGCUAUUCACAGGCAGCGUAUACAGUUUUGUUUCUUUACCGAGUCAUGUGUGGCUAAACUGGUAGGUAAAGCCCAAAACAUCACAGGGACUAACCAGAUAUUACGUUGGACUGAUGUAUUACACGCAUACACAUAAAUUAAAAACAGAUUGAUGGAGUUUCACCAUGAUGCUUGAAGCAUGAAAACCAUGAAGUUUUUACUGGUUGACCUCAAAAGAUGUUUUUUCAAAUUGAUCUCAUAGCCACAGAUGUGCUGGUGUAGGUGUAAUGCAAUGAUUCGAUAGGUGUUUGUUUUUCAGUACUUGAAAUGUAUUGAAAUCAAAAAUGUUUAUAAUAUGGGACGUUCUUGAAGCAUGUACGAGAGAUACGUAGACACUUCCAAUCGGAUCUUACUGGAAUUUAAUGUAUUUUGCGGGGUGGCUCAUUUAAAUGAAUUCGUACAAUGUAAAUUAGGGAUGCUUAACGAUUAAUCGUGAUUAAUCGUUAGCAGAAUAAAAGUUUUUGUUUACAUCAUAUAUGUGUGUGAACUGUGUAUAAUAACUUUGUAUAAAUAAAUGUACACACAUGCAUGUAUAUGUUUUAGAAAUGUUUACAUGUGUAUAUACAUUUGUAUAUUUAUGUAUAAUUUAUAUUAUAUAUAAAUAUAAAUACUUAAUAUAUAAAAAAAAAAUCUUAAAAUUAUACAUGAAUGUGUUCAUAUUUAUAUAUAUACAUAUUUAUUAUACACAGUUUACACACAUAUGUGAUGUAAACAAAAACUUUUAUUCUGCUAACGAUUAAUCACGAUUAAUGUAAAUCGUGCGAUUAUUAGAAAAACACUACUGAUAACUCACCGCUAAACCUGACAUCACAGGGUAAAAUAUCACCUCGUAAAAUACGUAGGAAUUGCCAUGAGAUUGUGUUGACACUUCUCAAUGCUGGAGUUUUGCCUCGGUCAUACAUGAGUAUCAUUUCAAACCCUUUUAGUUUUAAAUUAAAGAAAUAUUCAUGAGUACGCUCGCAAAUAAUAAUUCUCUGACUUCAAAUAAGUGUAUUACCUGUUAUACCCAUACACUGGAAGUAGGUAUGUUUGUCCUAUAGACUUACAAAUGCAUACAUGUCAAGACCUAAAUUUCAUUUUGUAAACUGAAGAUCAAAUCGAAAUGAUGUUUUUGGUAAUGGAGAGCAUGCAUAAACGCUUCGUAAUGAUGAACCAAGAGAAUUUCUUAAAUUGAUUAAGCUACGUUUAGUGUUUCUUCUAAAUUAAAACAGAAUAAACCGUAACCCCUUCCAGCCCAUCAAAUGGACGUUAGUAUUUAUGGACCAUGACUUAAAAAAUGUGUAUAUGUGUUUAUUUUUAUGGCAGAGACGUCAAAGCUAAAUUUGUGAGGAGUUAAACUCGGUCAGUUGUUCCAAAAUGUCGCUUUUGUUAUUUGCCUAAAUUGUUUGUGAAUGAUUCCUGAUUUUAAAACUAGUGUAGGGAUGGAUAGUGUUUAUAAAUAUAUUUUAAAGUAUAUUUUAAGAUAAAAUGCACCUGGCCUAUAGUUCAGAACCAUCAUAUUGUUACAGGAACCAGAUUCUUAAGAAACAAAACGAUUUGGUAUUUGUUUAGUUUUUUGUUAAUUUUCAUAAGUUUUAUUGUUCAGUAUUAAUAUCUGAUCACAUCUACAUGUGAUGUUGGGCCCAACUGUAAGAUACCGCAGGCUUCUCUCUGUUCGGCCUUGGUCUUCCAUCUUAAACAUUAAAUGAAAGUGAAAUGAGAUGCUUGGAUUGAAAUAUUUUGUAAUAAACUAGCUUUUUUUCUGCUUA
Messenger RNA from Paramisgurnus dabryanus, 3799 nucleotides. RefSeq names its product ras homolog family member T2 (gene rhot2). Gene Ontology annotation, molecular function: GTP binding; GTPase activity; calcium ion binding. The record is from RefSeq and is a predicted model, not a curated record. Gene Ontology annotation, cellular component: mitochondrial outer membrane. Lineage: Eukaryota; Metazoa; Chordata; Actinopteri; Cypriniformes; Cobitidae. Gene Ontology annotation, biological process: mitochondrion organization.